Messenger RNA from Panicum hallii, 1228 nucleotides. RefSeq lists its product as uncharacterized. The record is from RefSeq and is a predicted model, not a curated record. NCBI's taxonomy places the organism in Eukaryota, Viridiplantae, Streptophyta, Magnoliopsida, Poales, Poaceae. Bases 178 to 921 code for a protein of 247 amino acids. The transcript has 7 exons.
UCGAUCAAAAAGAGUCCCAAAAGACCCAGAAAACCCUUUUUAUUCCCUCAUAUCCACUCGUCGCGCGAACAAGAGAGCGUCUCUCCCGGUCUCCCCUCCCCGACAACCACCAACGCAGGUCGGAGCAGCAGCUUCUUGAAAUCAGCAGCGGAACAUUCCCGCUCCAAUUCUGGGGGCAUGGGCGCCAACGGCCACCCGCCGCCGGCGAGCAUCGCCGCGCAGAACGGGUCCCACUCCGGCGGCGGCGGCGGAGGAGGAGGAGGGGGAGGGGGAGGGGGCGCGAACCCUACCAACAGCGGCACGGCGGCGGCGCUCCGGCACGACCCGGGGCUGGCGCGGGAGUGGUCGCCGGAGGAGCAGGCCACCCUCGACGAGCUGCUCGCCAAGUAUGCAUCUGAUGUGCCUGUCGUUCGUUAUGCAAAGAUAGCCAUGAAAUUGCCAGAGAAAACGGUUCGGGAUGUAGCCCUGCGUUGCAGAUGGAUGAAUAAAAAAGAGAGUGGCAAAAGAAAGAAAGAGGACCACAACUCCUCUAAGAAAAGCAAGGACAAAAAGGAGAAGGUUUCAGACUCGUCAUCCAAACCACCUGUACACAUGGCUGGUAGGCCUAACGUUCCUCCAUACCCUGUUCCAGUUCUUCCCAUGGACGAUGACGAAAUCUCAUCCAAAGCUAUUGGAGGCCCAACAGGAGAAAUCCUUGAGACUAACGCGCAGGUGUUGGGUCAAAUCUCGACAAAUCUUAGCAAUAUGCAGAUACAGGAUAACAUCUCACUGUUGUGCCAAACUCGGGAUAAUAUACUCAGGAUCUUGAAAGAGAUAAAUGAUGCUCCAGAGAUCAUGAAGCAGAUGCCGCCGCUACCCGUGAAGAUAAACGAGGAGCUUGUCAACUCAUUGCUCCCCAGGCCGGCUGUACCUAUGCAGUAGCAAUAGCAAAACAAAUGUAUCCUCUGUAGUCCCAGGAGUUCUUUAGAUAGGCAGCUGAAAUAAAAAAAAAUGGCAGCCCUGGUGCUUGUUCGUUCGUUCUGUAGCUCCAUCCUCUCACCUCCUACUUCCUUCAGCAUGUUCAGUCUGGAUGCUGAUCUACCAGCCGUCCCCAAAUCAGGCGGUUGGAACGUGUACCGAGUUACCAAGGGCUGCUUAUACAGCAGUAUCAGGUUCCGACUCUGGCAUGUUUUGUAAUCUAUAGCUGUUUCCGUAAUGUCAUGGAAUCGGAGUAGCCUUUAGCUUGGAA